AUGUUAGAGAAAUUUUCAGAGGAAAAUGGGAUCAACAAUGUUACUGAUGAGUCACAUUUUCACCUCGAAGGGUACGUCAAUGGUCAAAAUUGCCGUUACUGGUCAUCAAGCAAUUCAAAAGAAAAACAUCAGAAAACAUUACACAGCCCCAAAGUUACUGUAUGGUGUGCAAUAUCGGCGAAGAAAAUCAUCGGGCCAUUUUUCUUUGAGAAUGACCAAGGUGCAACGGUUACAGUGACGAGCGAGCGGUAUAUUGAUAUGAUUAAUAUUUUUUUUGUACCGCAACUGCAAGAAGAGGGUAUUGACAAGUCAAGUGUGUGGUUUCAGCAAGACGGAGCCACAGCCCACACAGCUAGGGUCUCCAUGGGUACACUAAAAGCGUUGUUUUCGGGUAAAAUCAUCAGCCGCUUUGGAGACAUAUUGUGGCCACCUAGAUCUCCUGACUUAACUUCAUCAUAUAUAUCUGACUUUUUCUUAUGGGGUUAUCUCAAAGGAAGAGUUUAUGAUACCCCCCUUUCGAGUUUGGAGCAGCUGAAGGCUAAAAUAACGACAGAAGUGAGAGCCAUAUCAGUUGACGUUCUACGGCGUGUCUCUGCAAAUUUGCUUGUCCGUUUUGAAGAGUGCAUUCGCCGUGAUGGAAGACAUCUUGACGUUGUAUAA
Molecule: messenger RNA, 660 nt
Organism: Melitaea cinxia (Glanville fritillary)
Lineage: Eukaryota; Metazoa; Arthropoda; Insecta; Lepidoptera; Nymphalidae
Exons: 1
Coding region: 1-660 (219 amino acids)
Molecular function (GO): nucleic acid binding
Source: RefSeq, a predicted model, not a curated record